AUGGUCGAGGAACGCCGACGUCUCGAGAAGGAGCUGCAGCGCCGUGUACUGGAGGCUCGAAUGGCGUUCGAUGAGCUAACGAUUCGUUCAGCUGCUGAGGCCUACCGCCACGUGACCGUCGAGCGCGCAGCGCUGAUGAGUGAGAACGUCGCAUUGAAAGAAGCUAUCGAGGACAAACUCAAGGUUAAGGCGCAGUUGGAGCGCGAGACCCAGGAGUUCCUGGACCAGAUCCGUUCUAAUGAACCGCCUGUACUCGCUCGAAGAGAUGACGAUGGAUGGUGCGUGCAGCUUCCGAACGGCGCGCCGUCCUUCUACUUCAGUCCGUUCACACGGGAAGAGUUCGACAACAUCCUUAAGAACAACGACGUCGUGUAUGCCGAGCGUCAUCCCUGUACUGCCACAGUCGGGAAGAUCUUGGGUUGGACGGUAGACUACGCGCCACUCGUUCGAAACGAAGCGGGAACGUCCUUCGUGGCCCACGCUCGAUUCACGAGACGGCUGCGUUGCUCUCUCGACAAAGCGCAUAGGAUCUUGCCGCAUUUGGACAAGAACGUAUGGCCAGUAUUGCAUUUGCUACCAACCACUUCAAAACUUUAA
Molecule: messenger RNA, 597 nt
Organism: Phytophthora nicotianae INRA-310
Lineage: Eukaryota; Oomycota; Peronosporomycetes; Peronosporales; Peronosporaceae
Exons: 2
Coding region: 1-597 (198 amino acids)
Source: RefSeq, a predicted model, not a curated record